AUGUUAUGGAUUUUGAAUCGUAUAGAUUCUCAAGUGUGUGAUAAUCUUCCAUCUGAUAAACUCUGUUUGCAUAAACAACGUAACCAUAUAGAAAAAAGUUGCUCAAAAGAUCAACGGAAAGUAGCGAAAAUGCGCAUGAUUGGCUUCCAAUUGGAUCAAAUAAAAGAUGAAUAUACGAGAUUAAAUGGCUUAAAACAAUUUAAAAAGCUAAGAAACUUUAUUGAACAAGUAAAUUAA
Meloidogyne enterolobii is the source of this 237-nucleotide messenger RNA. NCBI's taxonomy places the organism in Eukaryota, Metazoa, Nematoda, Chromadorea, Rhabditida, Meloidogynidae. The record is from the annotation of a GenBank genome assembly.